This is a messenger RNA of Periophthalmus magnuspinnatus, 7914 nucleotides long. RefSeq names its product pleckstrin homology domain containing, family G (with RhoGef domain) member 2 (gene plekhg2). NCBI's taxonomy places the organism in Eukaryota, Metazoa, Chordata, Actinopteri, Gobiiformes, Gobiidae. The transcript has 22 exons. Bases 289 to 6480 code for a protein of 2063 amino acids. Gene Ontology annotation, molecular function: guanyl-nucleotide exchange factor activity. The record is from RefSeq and is a predicted model, not a curated record.
CGCGGCUGAUGGAGGUCUCCGUGGUCUAGGGACUUUUGGACACUUUUUAGGCGGAGGAGCGCGCUCUUUUUUCGGGUGGUGCGGUUGGACUCGUCUCCGGGUCUUGUGGGGGUCACGGGACAGUUUGUUUCCCCGGGCUCGACGCGCUGUGUCCGGCCGCAGGAGCAGCAGAGACACCGGGAGGACGCGCUCAGAGACGCCGGGCUGAGGAGCCUCUUCCCCGGCUGCUGAUGGUUCAUGUCUCCGCUCACGGCCCGAGGUCUCUACUUCCUAUGACAUCAUCACAUCAUGCCUGAGGGAUCACGCCGCAGCCAGAGAAAAGACUCAGCCAGUCGCCGUCCCUCCUCGCUGACUGGCGUGUCUUCAGUGGGGUGCAGGGGCAUGUCCUCUGCAGACCGACUUCAGUCCUGCUCCAGUCCGGGUUUAGUCUUGGUCCAUUCCGGGUCCAGUCCGGGUCUAGUCCUCGUCCAGUCCAGUUCUUCGGUGGACUCAGAGUUGGACCGUUCGGGGUCUCUCAGCUCGUCUGUGUCCUCGGUGUCUCUGCAGGACGCGGCGCACUCCUCCUCCUGUUCCUCCCUUCAAAACGGGUCCGACAUCAGCCUGGAUCUGACCCCCAUCAGCACAGGAAGUGGAGCCAGUGUCACCAUGGUGACGGGGCAGCUGCCAUCCAAUCAGCUGCCUGCGAGGGUGGGUCCUCGACAAAUGUCGCGUUUGGAGCGAGUGGCACUGGAAAUCGUGGAGACGGAGCAGGCGUAUGUGAGGGACCUCAAGAGCAUUGUGGAGGACUACCUCGGCUGCAUUAUCGACUGCGGAGAUGUUCCUCUGAAGCCGGAGCAGGUCAGCGCCCUCUUCUGUAACAUCGAGGACAUAUACGAGUUCAACAGUGAUCUUUUGGAGGACUUGGAGCGCAGCUCAGAUGCCGCCGCCAUUGCAGAAUGUUUCGUGGAACGAAGCGAAGCCUUCGACAUCUACACUCUCUACUGUAUGAACUACCCCAAUUCUGUUGCAGUACUCAGGGACCUGAUGCAGGAUUCGGUUCUGGUCCGGUUCUUCCAGCAGAGACAGUUCAGUCUGAACCACUCCCUGCCUCUGGAAACAUAUCUCCUGAAACCAGUCCAGAGGAUCCUAAAGUACCACCUCCUCCUGCAGGAGCUCUCUAAACACCUGUCGAAGUCGGACCCUGGGUACGAGGUGGUGGAGGACGCCAUCGUUACCAUGACAGCGGUCGCCUGGUACAUCAACGACAUGAAGAGAAAACAGGAGCACGCCGUCCGACUACAGGAGAUCGAGGCUCUGCUGGUGAACUGGUCCGGGCCGGACUUGUCUGGUUUUGGGGAGUUGGUUCUGGAGGGGUCUUUUCGGGUCCACAGGGUCAAAAAGGAGCGAGCUUUCUUCCUCUUCGACCGAAUGCUCCUCAUCGCCAAGAAACGCCUCGAGCACUUCGUCUACAGCACGCACAUCUUUUGUUGUAAUCUGCUGCUGGUGGAAACUGUGAAGGACCCUCUGUGUUUUAAGAUCUCAGACCAGAGCAUCCCCAAACAACAGCACAUCGUGCAGACCAAGAACCAAGAGGAGAAGAGACUGUGGGUCCACUACCUCAAGAGACUGAUCAUAGAGAACCACCCAGCAUCACUGCCCCAGAAGGCUCGACAGGUCCUGGGAGACAACUUCUGCCAAACACCGCAGUUCCACCAGGAGGCACUGAAGUCCUGCUCCUCUCCUAGACUGGAGGAGCUGCACAUCUUCCACAGAGGAAGGAGGCAGUCCGAGCCACAGGAGGCGCUGUCCUUCACCCCAGAGAAGAGCAGGAAGAGUCUUCCUCUGCUGCUGGAGGGAAACCUGCCGCUGCGACGCAGCCGUCGCCAGUCAGCUCCAGCCAAAGACAUCGAGGGAGCGUUUCACACCUUUUCACACAGAGCUGUAAAGUCCUGCACUUCUUGUGUCCAGGCGGCAGAGAGUGAGCCUGACCUUUGCCCUCUGGACUUGGGCAGCUGCAGCACUCUGGCCUCCUCCGUCAUCGAGGUGGAGCCAGAACUCCACCAGGACUUAGACCGAGACCAGAGGUUGGACUCACCAAAUCCAGACCAGAACCAGGACCAGAAGAGUCCGGAUCAGGACGAGGAGCUUGUGACCCCGCCCACUUCCCUGUCAAUCACUGAAGAGAUCCUACAGCUCCUAAACCAGGACCGGGACCAGGACCAGGAGCGGGACCAGGAUCAGGACCAGGACCACAGCCAGGACUGGGACCAGUAUCAGGACCAAGGUCAGGGCCGGAACCAGGAUCAGGACCAGGGCCGGGACCAGGACCAGGACCACAACCGGGACCGGGACCAAGACCAGGAUCUGAAACAAAACCAGGACCAAGACCAUAAUCAAAACCAAGACUGGGGCCAAGAGGAGCAGACGGAGAGCAGACAGGAGUUACAUCUGGACCAAAACAAAAAUGGCAUCUAUCCUCUGUCUCCAAAUGCCCCGCCAGGUAGCCCCAAACCGCUAACCAAAAUGCACCAGGAGGCCCUCUCUACAACUACAGUGGAGCCGGAGACUUUACUCACAAUGCACCAGGAGGAGAAGGAAACUGAGAAGAAUAAUGAGGAGGAGCAAGAUGAUGAACGACACAAAAGUAUCCCCGAAAAUGUGCUUCAAAAUCCCUGUGUGUUUGAGGAACGAGGGUCUGUAGAACAAAGGAACCAAGAGACAGGUUUGGAACGAGCUGGAGAUCAAAACCAGCAAGAAAAAGAACAUUUGGAGGCGAAAACAAAAGUAGAAACGUUACUUAAAGAUGAAGGAAGGUCUGAAGUCCAUGAGCCGUCAAAAGAGCGACCGUACGGCUCCACUCGGCGUAGACGCGACAAAAACAUCAUCCAAAAGAUCAGGAGCUACUAUGAAGCCGCCGCAGAAGCAGAGGAUGACGGAGGGUCUGUGGAGGAUGGAGAGAGCGAUCAAGAGGAGGAGGGAAAGAGUGAGGGAGAGGAAAGAGGAGAGGAGGAGACAGGGAGAAACAGCUGUUCACAAACGAGUAACACUUUGGUCAGAGAUUCUGUGACGAUUCCUGCUGAAAACACAGAAGAUUCUAAAAUGGCCGCCAAAGCAGAGAAUGGAGGAGGCAUGUCACAAAAUGGAGGAGAGGUUUGUGUUGACGUGAGCCGCGAGGAAGAGCGAGUGCAAAAAAAAUGUGAACAAAAGAGGGAUGAAAUCGUGCUUGUGCAAAUGGCUGAACCCAAAAAUGCAAAAAGUUGUAAUUUGGAUGUUUACAAAACAGGCAUCAGAGAAUCAAACCCGAAUGGCGACGAAGAAGAGGAGGAGGUGAAGCACGUGAGCCGGGCCGGGAGAGUUGGACGAUGGUCACGGCAUUCGAGAAUUGUAUCAGCCAAUCGCGCUCUCUUCGAAGGAAUGGCAUCUGACGUAGAGAGGAUCGGACUGUUUGAGGCCAGUCCCGUCGUAGACCUGGUCCUUCUGGAAAACUCAGAAAGGAUUUUAAACAAAGUCCAAACUUUAGCUAGAAUGUACAGCGCCAAAGCCAAUCAUGUUCAAGAACAGCAGCAGAGGAAGGCCUUCAGCCAAUCCUGCGGCUCGGGGGCGGGGCUAAUGGGAGCGGCCAGGGGAACCGGCCAAUCACAGAGCAGGAAAGUGUUAGCAAAUGAGAAGAGGAGUUUCAGAGGAGCAGAGGAGAGUCCGGUCCAGAUCAAGAACCAAACCAGGACUCAACACAGGACUCACCAAAGUCCAGGACCAAGACCAGACUGGACCACAGUCCAAGACCAUGCCGCUGCUGAUCAUGUGACUGUUAGGGAGCUGCUCUCGUCCAAUGGUGUCGAUUCAUCCACAUCACCUGAUGUCGUCUCCACCUCCAGGUCUGAGGGGGGUCUGGGCCCAGGUCCAACACAGGACCAGAGCUCUGUUUUGGGCCAUAGUUCCUCUGACCGCCCCUUGAAGACCUCCACACAUCCACAAGUACAGACGGAAGACAAGACACAGGACUCAAGAUCUGGAUGUGAUCGAGCGAGUGUCAAAGCCAAAACGCUUCAUUCUGGAUCCAGGGGGACACACCCAGGCCUGACCCGGCAGCUGUCCCAGAACCAGGCGCCACAGCUGGGGUACGGGAGCCCCGACGUGCCCCUGUGGGAAGCUGGAGAUCCAACUGCACAAAAGACAGACUUUACAGUGUUAGAGCUGUGCACUCCCAAAACAGAUGACGUGAGCAGGGCAUCUGUUGUUAAUAAGAACAUCCAGGGAGAGGUUAAAAUGGAGCUGCUGAUCCAAUUCCCACAUGAAAAAGUCAACAAACAACAUAGUGAUGAUGCCAUGGCUGAAGAAGCUACAGCCAAACAAGGAAAUGUUAGUCUAGAGAACCAGACAUCCACAGUGACGCACCCAGGGUCCCGACAAGAGCCUGAGAAUAAAGCACCUUGCCUGGGACACAAAAGCAGAGACACCCCCCUGAGUCAGAGGGGUCCGGCUAAAGAGCAGCUGACGGCAGAGUCUACCCAGAAACAAGCACCUUUUCUGGGGUACAAAAGCAGAGAGAGCCCCUCAAUUAUUGGAGCUCAACUGAAGGAGCAACGAAAUACCUCCACGAUCGCACACCCAGGGUUUACAGAAACACAAGCCCGUAAGGAAGAAUCAAAUGUGGGGCACCAAAGCCGAGACAUCCCCCUGUCCAGUCCCGGAGGUCCGACUGUAUUUGAGUCGAAUCUUCCAUCUCCACUGCCCUCCUCAAACAGUGCCACCACGGGGAAUAGAGUCAGAGGGUCGUCAUUUCAAAGCCCUGUUUGGCCCAAGGACUCUCUUCCCACGUUCACCAACCAGAGACCGUCCGACCUGCCAAGAGCCACGUCCAGCUACAGCCGCCCCCUCGCCGACGAGAGCAGGGAGCAGAGACCGAGCGGACCCUCCCCACGGCCCUCCUCCCGCCCAGGUUUGGAGUCUCCUGCUCUGGCUGCUCUGCUCCCGAGUCCUGGCCUGAGCUCCACCUCUGCCUUUAAACCCAACAUCCAUCAGCGCCCGCCGUCUCCGGUCUACUCUCCGCCUGAAAACCACAUCUAUCAAGACCUGAGACCAUCAAACCCUGCGUUAAGAUCCACCAAACCAACCCCCUCCUCUGUGUUCACGCGCUCGCUAGCUGCAUCCUGUAUUAGCCAGUCCAUAAGUCAGUCCAUGUCCAAAAAGACUUUGGAUAAUUCUACUCUCCCUUCCACUUAUCUCCUGCGACAGCGUUCCCCAUCGCCAAAACGCUUUACGGAAUCCAACCAACAACCCAAAUCUUUCCUUUGGUCGCCCCAAUCUUCAGCAAACCAUCCUCCACGCCAAAAUGCUACGUCUGCAUAUGCCCACGCUAAUGCUAACAACAACAACAACAUGGCAAGUGCCUAUUGCAGCCCGCAUGGAGCUAACUGGGUGGCUAACGGUAGCGAUAACGUCGAGCUAACCCAUGAAUAUUCUUGGUGUAACUUUCAUAACCGCGUGGCACAGCCGUUUUGUACAUCUGAGCCCAAUUCAAGGGUCCCGUCGCCAACGCCCUUUCCCCAUUCGGCUCCACAGCACGAUCUGAAUUCACCGUUGGCAAACAAGCCGCCCAAUCCCCGUCGCCCGGGAAGCACCAACAAUCCUUUGGGCCUGACGCUGGAUAUAAACAGAGCGUCGUCAAUGAAUUCGAGUUUGAGCCCGCGGAUCAUGUCCCCUCCUCCUGUUGGUGCCUCAGGGAACUCUUGGACCAAUCACAUCACGGCGCCACAACCACGAAACUCGAGCUUCUCCCUGUGUCCGUCCCCAACUUCAGCAUAUACCAGUUCUUUACGAAAUUCCCGAUCCUCCUCGCCAUCACCGCCCUUUUCCCCAUCAUCCCAGUCCAGUUUGCGACGCUCCCACUCGACCACAUUAGCUGACAGACCCCCGAGUCCCGCCAGGAGCAACCCCAGCGGAGUGCGCCGAUCCUGGGUAGAAACCAGCCGGAGGUCCCUCACCUUCAACGGACCCUUCAACCAAUCCGAGUCCAGCUUCCACACACUCCAAAGUGGCUACUCCUCGCCUGCGCUGGCCUGUCUGAGCCCCAGGACCACCCUCCAGUCGCCUGGGUCCCCCAGCAGGUUCAACCCGGGAAGGAGCCCAUUUUCUGGGCAGCAGUUCGCCGGCGUGCCCUGGUCCGAUGAGAUCUCCCGGAGCUUCGGUGACUUUAGCUCCGCUCGGCCUGAGGUCCCAGACUGGGGCCAUUCUCAGGUCGAAGACGGGACCUGUCGUAGCCAGAUCAUUUGUGCUUACGUAGCACGCUCCUCACCUGUGCCCCCAGCCCCGCCCUCACCCGUCAAACCGGCCAAUCAGAAGAUGAGCUACGCCACCACGGUGAACCUGCAGAUCGCAGGCAGUGGGAGGAUCAAGUCGUUUAGCACGGCGCAGGUUAGCUUAACGCAGACGCUGCAGCACGGCACGCAGCCACAGGGGGCGCUAGCGAGGAGGGUCAGUGUGCACGGAGCACCACAGUGACAAGAGAAGAACUUAAAGAACGACUGAGGAACUUUACAAAGAACGAUGUUGUUUCCAAGAGAUGCCAUUUUUAUUAUUUUUUAUUAUUAAAAUUAUUAUUAUUGAACAAUGAACAAAAUUAAAAUUAAAAUAUAGACCAGGACUAAACCAGGACUAGAACAGGACUAAACCAGGACUAGACCAGGACUAAACCAGGACUAGACCAGGACUAAAUUGGGACUAGAUCAGGACUAAAUGUGAUUUUGAAUAUUUAAUGGUUCAGACAGAAAAUGGAAAUGUUCUUUUGGUAAUAAUAUUCCACAGUAUGGCAUUAAAUAUAUCUAUCUCCAUGAAGAAUGUUCUGAAGUAUGGCUUUAAAGUUACUUAUAGUCAAAUAUCUAAAUCCAGCGUGUUGAGUUUCAGCCAAACUUUGGACACUUUUCACUUCAGCUCCUUGUGUUUUUAUUUACUCGGCAUCGUCUCGCAGCAUCAUGGCUCGUUUACGACUUUCAUGUGUCAUAAAUUCUACAGUUUUAUCUGGACUCCCGCGUCGCUGGGUCCAUUCAGACCUGACGUUUGUUGAAUCAUCACCAUGACGACUCCCAACAUCUGUGUUUGUGAUGAAACUGUUGGCGAUGUCCAAAGAUGAUGAUGAGUAAUUUUGUCCCGGGUUUGAUCCAAGAUGGCCGACUUCCUGUUCGUGCUCGGGCCCCAAAAACUCCAAACCUGUUUUAGAUUUAUAACAAUAUGACCCAUGACCCUUUGAUCACUACCGUGACUUUUGGCCUGAACCCUGAAGCGGCUGAAAGAGAAACCUUCUCAGGGACUUAAGGACAAGGUUUGGAGCUGUCCACAAAGGGACGACGUGACGUCUUCAGCGAGUAAAUAAAAAAUAAAAUAUAUAAACAUCAAGAGAACAGCCCUGAGGAGCCGUGUCCAAACGUCUGUCCAAACAUCUGACCGGUCCAGAGUUUUUGACUCAAAUCCAAUCUCAGAGUCAGAGUCACAAAGUCUCAGAGAGUCUCAGAGUCACAGACACAGAGUCACAGAGUCAGAGUUUGAUUCAGAGUCACAGAGUCAGAGUCACAGAGUCAGAGUUUGAUUCAGAGUCACAGAGUCAGAGUCACAAAGUCUCAGAGAGUCACAGAGUCAGAGUCACAGAGUCAGAGUCACAAAGUCUCAGAGAGUCACAGAGUCAGGGUCACAGACACAGAGUCAGAGUCACAGAGUCAGAGUCAGAGUCUCAGAGUCACAGAGUCAGAGUCACAGAGUCAGAGUCACAAAGUCAGAGUCACAAAGUCUCAGAGAGUCACAGAGUCAGGGUCACAGAGUCAGAGUCUCAGAGUCACAGAGUCAGAGUCUCAGAGUCAGGGUCACAGACACAGAGUCACAGUCACAGAGUCACAGACACAGAGUCACAGUCACAGAGUCAGAGUCUCAGACUCAGAGUCACAG